This is a messenger RNA of Ceutorhynchus assimilis (cabbage seed weevil), 11067 nucleotides long. The record is from the annotation of a GenBank genome assembly. Lineage: Eukaryota; Metazoa; Arthropoda; Insecta; Coleoptera; Curculionidae.
CUUGCAUGCAUCAAGUCAUUGUAUAGUUACUUUCGCCAUCGGCCGGGUCUGUCGCGGGGACGCUGGUGUCGCCGUGUUCGUAGUGUAGUGGACGCCGGACGCCGAUCGUAUUUUCUUACUCGUAAAGGAAAAUGCCAAAAAUAACUGUUUCGUGUUAUAAUUUUUUUGUUACGUGAAGUCACUAAUUGUUCAUUAGACUUCAGUAUUACAUUUUGUCGUGUUUUUAAGUGCGGAUGGCUACGUUUUGAUGGGAUAUUUUGUGAUUUGAAUUGAGGCCACUAAUGGAUCAUGAUAAGCCUGGGGCUGCACAGAGUGAUCUGCCUGGGCGAGAAGGCCAAAACAGUCGACCUGCGACGGCAUCAGACCGCUCUACUGCCACCAAUUUGACACAAGUUCCUGGCAGCCAGUAUCUUUUAACUACACAACCUCAUGGGGUACCAGCCUUAGCACAGCUGAGCCCCGCUGGUUCACAAAAUGUACCAGGGGGUGUGACUCGUAUUAUAAAUAUAACUCCAUCUAGGGGGGAACCUUCUCCCUUAAGGCCCAGUCUGACCAACCAGUCUAUAGUAAAUGUUCUAACAAAGUCACCAACACUGAAUAUUCACAAUUUUCAACUUAUUCAGAGCAAUGAUGGGGCCGCCACCAACACAGCCAUUGCUACAACAUCUGGAGCAGCAACUCCAACACACUCGAGGGGGAUUGUUAAGCGCUCUUUAAUAUCUAGUCCUGAAAAGAAAGAUUAUGCUGUAAAAAAACUGAAAGUAUUAAAUCAUAAAACUAUCAAAUCCAGACUUGUACAGGAAAAAUAUGAUAACCAUUUAGCAGAGAUGUACCUUCUAGAAUCAGGAGGCAAUAUUUUAGAACUGGUUCAGUUUCAAAGGUUUCCAAAAAACCAGCAAUACUUGAACUAUAUAAGAGAACAUUCCAUUGAUGGUACUUCAACAGGAAUAUUUAUUCCUCAUACUACUCCAAGUACACCAACAGCUACUGCAACAAGUUCAUUGCCUGGUAUUUCAUUGAGCAACUCUAGCCAGUUGCAGCCGCCAACAAAGCCGGUUCCUCGAAUGAACCAAAAUUUAACGUCCACAGUAUCCCCUUCUCUAGAUGUCACGUCCAUAAAGGCUACUAGUGCUACUUCUAGCACCAAUCAAGAAUCAAUUGUUGAAAAGGCUAAGCAGGAGGCUUUUGUGCUGCAACGAAUUGGCGAGUUACAAAAGGAGGGAUUAUGGUCAGAAAAACGGCUUCCCAAGGUUCAAGAGAAGCAAAGAACAAAAGCCCAUUGGGACUUUGCCCUUGAGGAAUUGAUGUGGCUAUCGACAGAUUUUGCACAAGAGCGCAAAUGGAAAAAAAUCAACGCGAAAAAAUGCUCUCGAAUGGUACAAAAAUACUUUCAAGAGAAAGCUUUAGCUGCUCAGCGAGCAGAAAAGGCAUUCGAACAGCAUAAGAAGAAAUUGGCAGCAUUCUGUGCCAAGGAAAUAAGAAAUUUCUGGAGCAAUGUGGAGAAGCUUGUUGAAUACAGGCAAAAUACUAUUUUGGAGGAAAAACGGCAAAGGGUCAUUGAUCACCAUUUGAGUUUUAUCGUUGACCAGACUGAGAAAUAUACUCGGCUGUUAGCAGAAGGUAUGAACAAACCUGCUGCCACUGUGCCUUCUAUCAGUAACAUAUCCUCGCAGAGAAAAUCCCGUGCUCCAUCAGAUGACGACUUUUGUCCAUCAUUACAAAGUGAUGAAGAUGAUGAAGAAACCAUUGAGAAGGAGGAAGCAGCUCCCAGCAAUGAAGAUCAAUCUGCGGAAUUGGAGGCUUUAAAGAAAGAAUCUCAAAUGGAAUUAGACGAUUUGCUUGAGGACGACGUUCUAGUAGAUUAUCUUUUAAAUAGGGAUAAUAUCAGGUUAAGCUCAGAUGAUUCUGAUGAUGAGAUGCAAGAAACGGCAAAUGCGACCGAUUCUGAAGAAUUUGAUUCAGUUGAAGAAAGCGACACUGAAAAAAUAGAAGGUUCUCAAACAGAGAACCAAAGCAUUAAAAUGCUUCUGGACGAUCAGAAAUGGGAGGGAGAAAAAACGAAGACUGACGACAAAAAUGACCUUUUAAACAAUGCUACCGCUAUAGCAGAAAGUAUUCAGCCCAAAGGCAACACACUGUCUUCCACCACAGUUUCAACCAAAGUACCUUUCCUUCUUCAACUACCUCUUCGUGAGUACCAGCACAUUGGUUUGGACUGGCUUGUAACUAUGUACGAACGCAAACUGAAUGGUAUUCUUGCCGACGAAAUGGGACUAGGUAAAACUAUCCAAACUAUUGCUUUAUUAGCUCAUCUGGCUUGUGAAAAAGGAAACUGGGGACCCCAUCUUAUUAUAGUACCCACUUCUGUGAUGCUUAAUUGGGAGAUGGAAUGUAAAAAGUGGUGUCCUGGUUUUAAAAUCUUAACCUACUAUGGACCACACAAGGAGAGAAAGCAAAAGAGAAGAGGGUGGACUAAAUAUAAUGCUUUCCAUAUAUGCAUUACUUCAUAUAAAUUGGUAAUUCAAGAUCACCAAAGUUUCAGGAGAAAGAAAUGGAAGUAUUUAAUAUUAGAUGAAGCCCAGAAUAUUAAAAAUUUUAAAUCCCAAAGGUGGCAGCUUUUAUUAAACUUUCAAAGUGAAAGAAGGUUGUUGUUGACGGGUACUCCAUUGCAAAACAACCUAAUGGAGUUGUGGUCAUUAAUGCAUUUUCUAAUGCCAAGUAUAUUUCAGUCACACAGAGAAUUCAAGGAAUGGUUUUCCAAUCCAGUCUCUGGGAUGAUUGAAGGCAAUUCCGAAUAUAAUGACAGUAUUAUCAAAAGACUGCAUAAGGUUUUGAGACCAUUUUUGUUGAGGAGAUUAAAAUCAGAAGUAGAAAAACAAAUGCCGAAAAAAUAUGAGCAUAUAAAAAUGUGUAGAUUGUCAAAUAGGCAGCGAUAUCUAUAUGAUGAUUUCAUGUCUAGAGCAAAGACUCGUGAGACUCUUGCUAGUGGUAAUUUACUUAGCGUAAUAAAUGUGCUUAUGCAAUUAAGAAAAGUUUGUAAUCAUCCCAACCUUUUUGAAGUAAGGCCAACUCUGUCUCCUUUUCAAUGUGAUAACAUCAAAUUGCACAUACCAUCUAUUGUAUAUUCGGCCCUUCUGUUUGAUGUGCUCAAGCACGUUAACCUGUAUACAUUAAAUCUAUUGAUUCUGAUGGCAGAGUUUCGGAUAACUUCUUCACAAUACCACCGAAUUAGAGCAUUGGCCUAUAAAACAGGGUUAAAACCACCAUCUACUACAAACCAGCCACCACCAGGUACGCCUCCAGUUAGAUUGAGAAUGAGAGUUGUAAGCGUAAGUCAAAGAGAACAGAGACCGCCACAACAACCCCAACAAGUGUCUGGUCAGUCGAUUUCCAGAACAAGGGUGGCUAGCCGUGACAGUAAUACUGUGGUGCGCAAUGUAGGGUUACCAGUGCUGGGCAUGGAUGUCACAGGCAAUUCUAUUCUGCGAGUGACGAGCAGUUCCGGUAUACAAGUAGCAAGUAGUUCUGGCAUGCAUGUGGCAAGCAGUUCCGGUAUGCAAGUGGUAGGCAGUACUGGAAUACAAGUAGCUAGCAGUUCUGGCAUACAAGUAGCUAGCAGUUCUGGCAUACAAGUGGUCACUACAGGCGUUAUCAAUACUGGAAUGCAAGUAGUCACCUCUGGAGUUGUCAGUAGUACUAUGCAAGUGGUCAGCCAGGGACUUGUCAAAACGGUUCCCAUGCUCACCUUCAGUCAGGCUGCUGGACAAGGUCUUGUCUCACCAAUAAACGUUGCAUCAGUCCUAAAGCAUGGCGAUAGGGCGUCGAAUUAUGCGCAAAUAGUGCAAACUCCCACAGGGAAACAUCUGUUGCUGACAUCAAGCCCCGGUUCUGGGGGUAAUUCUGCUGUCACUCACACUGCACAAAAAGUGAUGUUUCUUUCGACAAAACAAGCUAUCAUUCCGAAUUCAAAUUCCAAUCUAACAUCGCCAAACGGCAAUCAAAUAAUUACAAGGGCAUAUGGUAGACUUUCACUGACUCCGAUAACAACAAACAGUAUAGCCCCUUUGAGUACUGCCCCGCCAAGUGGCGUAGCCUCAGUACGUGGCGUAGGCCCUGUUCGCAGCACACUCCCGGUGAGCGGCAUAGAAUCGACGAGUAGCGUAGCCUCGACAAGUGGCAUAGCCCCAGUACGCGGCAUAACCCCGUUAACUAAAGUAGGCGGCAUAACUCCGAUAACCGGCAUAACUCCAAUAAGGGGCUUAGCACAGACGAACAAAAUUGCCACAACUAGCAGGAAUAUACAUGAUUCUGGUGCAGUCUUGGCAAGCAGCUCACCUUCAACAAGUAGUGCCCCGAAUUGCAACACAAAUACGCCGCAACUAGUGAGAGAACGUCCACGAAACCCUUGUUUCGAUUUUUUAGAUGAAAUAUAUCCACCAAAGCGUCAAAGAGUGAGGAGAGUUAGUAGUGAGGAAGAAGAUACUCCUGAUCAAAGAUAUAGAAAAAGGGUGCGUCUAAUGUCACGUAUCAAUAGAAAGCGUUGCUUGUUACGUCCUUUGUAUGGCAGAGAGCUAGUAGAUUGUGUGAAAAUUACUGAACCCAGUACAACUCGUCCUUGGUCUAACGGUAGGCUCCAUUGUGUAAAAGCUAUUUAUGGAGUAAAACCACAAUGGACUCCGGAAUUUCUUAAAGAGGCUUUGUAUACUCCUGUAAGAAGGAUACACCAAUUACAGGAUAUUUGUGAUAGAUUUAUAAUUUACAUACCAUCUGCAAAGGCAGAUGAUCCUGAUGUUAGGGUAUGGCAUCCUCCACCGAGCGAGUACCAAAAACGAAAAGACAAUGAUCAAAUCAUCCAGUUGGUGUUCAGAAAAACAAUCUCUCCCUUGCACCGUAUCGCUACCAUGAUGGUUACCCAAUUCCCUGACCGCAGGCUUAUCCAAUAUGAUUGCGGCAAGUUGCAGAUGCUUGACAGGCUACUCAGAAACUUGAAAGUUGAGGGUCACCGCGUCUUGAUUUUCACCCAGAUGACGAAGAUGCUGGACGUACUGGAGGCGUUCCUGAACUUUCAUGGUCAUAUCUAUUUGCGAUUGGAUGGAACCACUAAAGUAGAACAAAGACAGAUAUUAAUGGAAAGAUUCAACAGCGACAAAAGGAUAUUUGUAUUUAUAUUAUCAACAAGAUCGGGAGGUGUUGGCGUCAAUCUCACAGGAGCAGAUACAGUUAUCUUUUACGAUUCUGACUGGAAUCCCACAAUGGAUGCACAAGCGCAAGAUCGUUGCCACAGAAUUGGGCAAACUAGGGAUGUCCAUAUUUAUAGACUUAUUAGCGAAAGGACUAUAGAAGAAAACAUCUUGAAGAAGGCAAAUCAAAAAAGAUUACUUGGGAAUCUAGCUAUAGAGGGUGGUAAUUUCACCACCGCCUAUUUUAAAAAUAACACUACAAUUGUAGACUUGUUCAAUAUUGAUCAAACAAAGGAUAGUGCCGCUCAGCGUAUGUCCGAGUUGGUGGAAAAAAGACAAGAUAAGGAAACUCCUGUAAGUGAUAAUGAUGAGGAUGAAACAUCUGCUCUAGAAAACGCCUUGGCGGCUUGUGAAGAUGACCAAGAUGUGCAGGCUACCAAAAUAGCCACAGCUGAAGCUGUUGCGGAAUUGGCCGAAUUUGACGAAAACAUUCCCUUAGACCAUGAGGAGAAAGAGAAGGAGCCAGAAAUCAGCAAGGCUCAGCAGACGAUUAAUGAUAUUAUUAAAACGUUAACGCCGGUAGAGAAAUAUGCCAUGCAGUUUCUAGAACUCACAGAAUCGACUUUGUCUGCGGAAUAUCUGGCAGCUGAAGAAAGGAGAAUUGAAGAACAAAAACGGAUAUGGGAGAUAAACCAAAUUGCGACAAUCAAGGAGCAGGAAGAAAAACGUCAAAGGGAAAUUGAAGAAGAAAACUACAUGUUAACAUAUUCCCGCGAAGACGCAACAAAUCAGGUUUGGCUAUGUGAAAAUACCAUGGAAAUAAUGCCUAUGUGGUGUCCACCUACACCGCCUCAACAAGACAACGACAUCUACGUAAACGCCAACAUGUCCCAUUUGUAUGAUAUUAAUAUUAUGCCGGAAUCUCAACUUCCUCCUGUCUAUGUUAAAAAGGAAACGCCAAAGCGACGUUUCGAAACAGCUUUUCCUAUGGACCAUCGCCGACCAGCAAAAAUCCCAAAGAAAGAAGAAACGAUCGCUACUGUUCCAAGAUCCUUGUUUCAUCCACCGACGCUAUUAAAACUGAAACGCGAUCUCAAACUGCAAAAGUACCGCGGGCUUAUGAGACCAACGAUAUCGAUACCAGGAAAACCUUUGCCUGGAAAAUCGUCUUCGGAUUUAUCAUUUCAUCAGAAUUGGACUAUUCAUGAAGACUUGGCUUUGCUAAAACUUAUCAAAUAUUUUCAGAGACUACCUCUUAAUUUGAUUGUUAUGUCUCCAGGAAACACACCUAAUUGGGAUUUUGCUGCUGAUUAUGUCAAUACUGUUUCAAUCACUUAUCGAUCUCCAAAACAAUGUAGGCAAAGAUAUGAAGGUCAUUUGAUGCCUAGAGAAGAAGGCAAGUAUUCUGUAUCAGACAAUGCAAGUAGGAAAAAAAAGAAAACACUCCCACUGCAGAAAGCACCAUCCCCGACUAAAUCUAGACUACCCCCGCGGACUGCGCAAUUAUACACACAGGACAAUAAUUCCACCUUUUCGCAACUUAUUUGUGAGAAUCAUAAUAAUUUAAAAACCAUUGCAAGUAAACGUAUACCCACUACUAGAACUUUGGUUAAUAAUCCCUUGAUGAAUAAAACCAAAACCACGCCAAUUUUAAAUGAGUGCGGUAUCGAUAUAGAAAAUCCUAUCUUGCCAGUGGAAAUAGCAGCGCGGAGAGCAGAAAGAAUGGCCAAGGAGAAAAAAACUAUGACACCUGAGCAGAUAGCUAAAAUACAGUUGAUAAAAGCAGGAAUAGUUGUCAGUCAGCAACAACAGCCUCAACAGCAGUCAUCCCAAGACCAAGCUUCCACUUCCAAGUCUCAAACAUGUGUUAUGGUGCAGGCCCAUCCUACAGUGGUAGCAGUGACUAGCACACAAGUCAUAAUGCCACAAGCAACAAUAAUUGCUCCUAUGCCUAUUGUUACCACUGCGCCUGGUUCUGGUAUUCUCCAAACCAAUCUUCGGCAACAACGUAUCAUAACAUCGCCUCUACAAGGUUCCAAUGUUGUCAGUGUAUCUGGAUUAACUCCCGCGCAGCUCCAAGCAGCUACACAGCGACUUUUAGUAUCGACUGGAGGUACUCCGAAAGCGGUUACUUCAACGACAGGCCCUCAAACUAAACAGUUCAGCCAAGCUCAACUUCACAUGAUCAGGCAAGCUUCUAUAAAGAACCAGUUGAGGUUACAUACGAACAAUCUUGUUCAGGGCACCAAAACUUCUACAGUUACGAUAGGGGGUCAACAGACCGUCGUACAACUUACCCAGGCGCAGCCACGAACGCAAUUUGUCCGACAAGGUAAUGUCACUGUUGGAGCAAAAACAGGCGUAACGCGAACUGUAACAGAGAGUGAGGUCGCUCAGUUGCUCAAAAAACAACAGCAGCUUCAACAACAAAAAAUCGCUGCCGGAAAUGUUGUGCAGGCUAGCAGUGCGACUGGAGUGGGAAAUACAAUCCACGGUUUAAGCCAUCAAGUAUUGGCUCAGGCUAUACAACAAGCUGGCACAUCUGGUGCUCAAGUGACGACCUUGGUUAAAGCAGUUCCUAGUUCACCUGGAGGCACUACUCACACCGUUACAAUCCCUGUAUCUGGCGUUACUCUAGCGACUCCAGGUGCCAAAGCUAUUACUCCACUGAAGCAGGCCACAACACAUCAGUUGCGCCAAAUGCAGAUCCAGCAACAAAUUUUGGCUCAAAAAAAACUCGCGGCUGCGGUGGCUAGUAGUGGUCAGAAAUUAAGCAUCACUACUGGAACUGCCAAAGGCACUGGAGUUCAGACGACACAAUUAAUCAUGACACCAAAACAAGGCAUGACAGUGCAACAGUUCCAACAAGUCAUUCGUGCUCCAUUGAAUGUGUCUCAGGGACCGAUGGUGCUCUCGAAAGGAGCAGCCAGAGUGAUUCCUGUUAACACAGUUCCAGGAACUAAACAAACGAUACAGGUGGUUGCAGCAUCUUCCCAAGCUUUAAGUUCCGCUUUGAGACCCCAAGGGGCCACUACAAUUGCUGGAAUAAGACUGCAAGGUUCCCCCAACACAUCGCAACACGCUAUUUUAUCACAAGUAUCAGCUGCACUCAACCAAAACAUGACUGCUAGACAGAAUAAUCCAGUAAGGCUACAAACAGCCAGUGGACAACCAAUUAUGGCAGUGACUGUUCAGUCUCCAUCACAAAAUCCACAGAAUCAAUCGCCAAAUCCUGAACAAGUAAGUAGGUACCUGAAGAAAUAACUAUUUUUGGCUGUCAGUGUGCUGUCUCAAUCCUCAAUCAUUGGAGCUAAUUCGUAGCAUAAUUAAUUGAAUGCCUUCUUAGAUUUAGUAAUAAGUUCUAGAGUUUUUAUUAGAAAAAUAAUGAUUGUGUCAAGUCAAAAAAAUUAAUGAAUGAAUGUCGAUAAGGCAUUGAUUGUAAUGCUUUAUGUGAGUUGUUGACGAUAACUUUAGUCUGUAAACUAUUUAAUUAUCUGUUUGCACCCAAUGCUAGUUACCUUAUACAGAUAAAAUGUGAUUUUGAUAAAAAGUCCCGACAAAAUCUAGUUUUAUGUGUCCUUGUGCUUUGUGGAAUCGAAAAUGUUUGAGAGGACUUUUAUUUUAAAACUUAACGUUUCUGUUCCUUUCAUAAUAAUAUUCACUGAAAGAGAGAGAGAGAGAGAAAAAGAGGGAAAGUGCUCGGCUGGUAUUAUGUUAUGUUUCUUGUCUAGACUGUAGAAGAAUCUGUCUAGAAACAAAUAACUGUUUAUGCUAAGGAAUUUUCUUUAACAUUCGUUAAGUAUAAGAACACUCUCAAGAUAUGUACUUUUCUCAAUAAGAUUGGAUUUGAUAAUCAACCCAAAAAUGUCAAGAUCAACUGCAUUUCUAAUGCAAAAUAUCCCAGACUAAAACGUAGUGCUUUUUAUUUUUAUAAGAAAAAUUAUAUCGUUUUCUAUUAUGAGAACAUAGUGACUUCAAAAACCAAGUUCAGAGUAACUAUUUGGCAACAUAAUACCCCGUUGUUUCUAAAUUAUUCAUUAUUUUUCUGUGAUAUUAGGUUCCUUCGCGAAUUGGUCCUAUUUACUAGAACAGAGAAGUUUUAAGAUAAAUAUUCUUUCAAAACUAUUUUUUUAAUUUUGAGUAAGUAGGUAACCAUUUUUUAAAAUUAGGUUCACAUAGUUCUAUUUGCAUUUUUUAUUUUGGAUUUUUUAAUCAUUUUUAAUUGUUAUUGUUUUGUAAUAUCAUCUUAUCGAAAUUGGAAAACGAAAAUUUUAUACUGUUUGCUUAAUUCUAGUUAUAUAAUUUUAAUUUUUGAUUUUUAGGGAUGAAAUUGAAAUUAAAUACGGUACCUAGCUGCUUGAUUAAUAGUAAUUUUGGAAUAUAGGCCGGGAUUACCCAAUUCCUUAAUUCUCAAUUUUUGUUCUUAAUUCAUAAUCUUUAAAAACACCAAUGUUAAUUAAAUUGAACUUUUUAAGAAUUAAGAGUUAAGGGCAAAUAUUAAGAAUUAAGGAAUUGGGUAACUCUGGCCAUAGACUUUUUGUUAAUUGUCAACGAUCACUUAAGUGUGUAAAUUAUUUAAUUAUUUAUUUGUACCCGAUGCAAGCUACACUAUACAGAUAAAAUGGGAUUUUGAUCUUGAAUUUGAUAAAAAAUCCUGACAAAAUCUAAUUUCUUGUGUCCUUGGUACUUUGUGAAAUUGAAGAUGUUUGAGAAGGAUUUUAUUUUAAAACUUGACCCCAAACUCAAUUUUGUUUUUCUUGGAAAUAUUCACUUUUGGCCAUCUGUUAUUUUGUCUGCAUGUGUAACUCCUAAAUCAACUCAGAAUUGCUUCAAAAUCGACUGCAUUUCUAAUGCAAAAUAUCCUUGACUAGGGAUAUAAUAUGUUUUUAAUUUUAUAAACAAAAAAAAAACAUCAUUAUGAGUGUCUUUCAGGGAGCUUCAGGGUACUUAUUUGUGAACAAGACAUAUGUUCCCCGUUGUUCCCAAAUUUAGGCCCUUUUUUUUGUGAUAUUAGGUUAAUAUGCGGGAUGGGCCUAUUUAAUGGAAUAGUCAAGUCUUAAAAUAAACAUUCUUUCAAACCUAAUUUCCUAAUUUUAAGUAAGUGGGUGACCACAUUUUAAUGUAAUGUAAAAUUUUAAUUAUCUAGUAUUUUUUCCAAUUGAUUUUUUUUUAAUAAUCUUUAAUUGUUAUUGUUGUGAUGAUCAAUUGAUAAAAUUUAAAUUGUAUAGUGUUUGUGUAAUUUUUUGUUGGUUUUAAUUUUAAUAAAUGAAAUAGAAUUUAAAUCGCUUUUCGAAUAAUAAUUUAUCAUAGGAUAAAAGACUUUGCCGUCUUUAAAAAUUAAUAAAUUUAGGCCCUUUUUUGGGGCAAAACUAUUUUUUUAUUUUUAUAGAAAUUAUGCUGUGUACAAUUUUUAAUUAUUUGUAUAUUGCAUAAUAUGUAUAUACUUUGAUACUAUCAGAAUAGACGUACAACCAAUGCAAGCCUACUCUUUAGCAAUCAAAAUAAAUGUAAAUUAAGUUCGAAGCCUGGUAUUUAAGUUUACCUCUAUUCAAAGUAUUUGGGUAUAUGUUAAUUGUUUUAGUGAUUUCCAUUUGCUGCACAGUUAGGUACAUGUGCAGACAAAUCAAAAUCUCUAUAAAAAAAAUAAACUUUUACUGUGAUGAUAUUUUAUAUGUAGAUAGGUACUAUUAGUUGUACAAUAAAUUUGCAAAAGUUUUGUGUUCAUUUCCUUCAUCAAACACAUAAUUUAGGAUUUGUUUUGGACUGGAGAAAAAAAUCAGUUUAAUUAAAUCAAUACAUUUUUCCAGCAGGAUUAGAAAGCACAUCAGAAGGAGUGAAUUGUGUAAUAUACCUAUUGUUAAUAAACUUUUUAUAUGCUUUUAUUGUU